Molecule: messenger RNA, 309 nt
Organism: Macrosiphum euphorbiae (potato aphid)
Lineage: Eukaryota; Metazoa; Arthropoda; Insecta; Hemiptera; Aphididae
Source: the annotation of a GenBank genome assembly
AUGCGUUGCUAUUUGGCCCAAUCACAGUUUCACAUCCAAGAAGUUCUCUCAACAUCAAUCAAGAUCUCUCAAGUACGUGCGUGGACGCAAUCAUCAAUUGUCCUUUCGUGGUUGUCGCCUGAACAAAAAAAUUUUAAAAUAUUCGUCAUACAUCGCGUUGUAAAAAUUCAUGCAUUGGUUAUUAAGUGUCACUGGGGUCACGUUCGUACACAUAAAAACCCUGAGUCACGAGGAUUUCUACCAGCAACCAUGGCAUCGUCGUCACUACAUUGGAACGGACCAGAAUUUUUAACACGUCCUGAAGAAUAA